CCAGGCUGGAGGAGUGCAGGGAAGGAAGUCAUCAGAGAGCUGUAGUCCAGUUUGUUGCUGCUGCAGGAAUCAGGAUAUCCCUCCAGUUCAGCUCCUCACACAAAAUUCCAGGGAUAUUUCACCCCCUCCUUCUUUUUUUUUUUUUCUUGGUGUCUGUACCUCCUCCUUUUUUCCCUGAAAGUAAUCUCUGCUUGUCGCGCCGUCUACACUGGACUCGGGACUAUUUCUCCACUUCCAAAAGUGGAUUCCAGUCUCCGGAAAAACGGGAUUUGAUCACUGUGAUUAAUGUUUCUGCGUUUUGACGCACGGUUCGUCUGUCGCUUUGCUCGAGCUCGAAGAGGACAGGCUGGACAUAGUUCACCCGGACUAACGGUGUAGCUUAUUUACAGGCACGACCUCGUUUUGAAAAAGUUAAAGAAAUACAUUUUUUCCCCUUACACACCGUCCGGAUUGUUCCUGGAGGCUCCGACUCUGCGUGCCAGCGAGCAGGGAGUGUGUUCCGAACGGACUCCUACUUUGGAUUUACGCACGGGAACCUUCCACCCAAACACUGUCAGCCGACACUAUGCGUCUCUGAUUUAUUCCUCGAGCUCAACUGUGGAUUUAAACGCUGCAUGAUUUGUGCAGACUGUGCUGUCUCCCCCCCAAAAAAAUUGCCGCAAAGCCGAGAGUCGCGCACCAUCAUGCAUCGCUUCUUGGGGAAAAUCUGCUGCAAAAUCGAGGGAAGUGGAGAGGCAGCAUGACUUGCGCUCUGGAUUUCUUUGAGUCUACAUUCCAUUCUCAUAUAAUAUCUUAAUGCUGUUCAAUUUUGGUUUACAAAUAUGAUGAAAUGGCAGCCCCGGAAGAAGGCAUACUUCCGACAGGGUGUUGCCCUUCAGUACCUUGGUCGCCAUGCCGACGCUCUGGCGGCCUUCGCUUCGGGGCUGGCCCAGGACCCCAAGAGCCUCCAGCUGCUGGUGGGCAUGGUGGAAGCCGCCAUGAAGUCACCGUUACGAGAUUCUCUCGAGCCCACCUAUCAGCAGCUACAGAAGAUGAAGCUGGACAAAAGUCCAUUUGUGGUGGUGUCCGUGAUCGGCCAGGAGCUGCUGACAGCCGGCCACCACACGGCCUCUGUUGUGGUGCUGGAAGCCGCUUUGAAGAUCGGUACUUGCAGCCUGAAGCUGCGCGGCUCCGUCUUCUCGGCCCUCAGCAGCGCCCACUGGUCCCUGGGCAACACAGAGAAAAGUACCGGAUACAUGCAGCAGGACUUGGAGGUGGCCAAGACCUUAGGUGACCAAACCGGGGAAUGCCGCGCUCACGGGAAUCUGGGCUCGGCAUUCUUCUCCAAGGGGAACUACCGCGAAGCGCUGACCAACCAUCGCAACCAGCUGGUCCUGGCCAUGAAGUUAAAGGACAGAGAGGCUGCUUCAAUGGCGCUGAGCAGCCUGGGCCAUGUCUAUACAGCCAUCGGCGACUACCCCAACGCCCUCGCCAGCCACAAGCAAUGCGUGCUUUUGGCCAAGCAGUCCAAGGAUCAGCUGUCCGAAGCACGAGAGCUGGGGAACAUGGGAGCGGUCUACAUUGCGAUGGGAGACUUCGACAAUGCCGUCCAGUGUCACGAGCAGCAUCUGGGCAUCGCCAAGGCCCUGGAGAACAAGCGGGAGGAGGCCCGGGCGUACAGCAACCUGGGCAGCGCUUACCACUACCACCGGAACUUCGACAAGGCCAUGUCCUACCACACCCACGUGCUGGAGCUGGCCCAGGAGCUGGAGGAGAAGUCCAUCGAGAUGAGAGCCUACGCCGGACUGGGCCACGCCGCCCGCUGUAUGCAGGACCUGGAGCGGGCCAAGCAGUACCACGAACAGCAGCUGUCCAUAGCCGAGGGCCUGAAGGACAGGGCCGCGGAAGGAAGGGCCUCCUCCAACUUGGGAAUCAUCCACCAAAUGAAGGGGGACUACGAGACUGCACUGAAACUACACAAAACACACCUGGCGAUCGCUCAGGAGCUGAACGACUACGCCGCUCAGGGCCGGGCUUACGGUAACAUGGGGAACGCCUACAACGCCCUGGGGGCCUUCGAUCAAGCCGUGCGCUACCACCGCCAGGAGCUGCAGAUCUCCAUGGAGGUCAACGACCGGGCCUCGCAGGCCUCCACCCACGGCAACCUGGCCGUCGCUUACCAAGCCCUCGGCGCCCACGACCGCGCGCUGCAGCAUUACCAGAACCACCUCAACAUCGCCCGCGAGCUCCGAGACGUCCAGAGCGAGGCGCGGGCUCUGGGCAACCUCGGCAACUUCCACUGCUCUCGGGGGGAGUUCCCGCAGGCCGUGCCCUACUACGAGCAGUACCUGCGACUGUCCCCCGACCUCCAGGACAUGGAGAGCGAGGGGAAAGUCUGUCACAAUCUGGGUUACGCCCACUACUGCCUGGGCAACUACCAGGAUGCUGUCAAGUACUAUGAGCAGGACCUGGCGCUGGCGAAGGAUCUUCACGACAAACUGAGCCAGGCCAAGGCGUACUGCAACCUUGGUUUGGCUUUCAAGGCCCUGGGAGACUUUGCGAAGGCGGAAGAGUGUCAGAAGUACCUUCUGUCACUGGCACAAUCCCUGAACAAUGCACAAGCUCGCUUCAGAGCUCUGGGGAACCUGGGAGACAUAUUCGUCUGUAAAAAGGAUGUCGCUGGGGCCAUUCAGUUUUACGAGCAGCAGCUGGCCUUGGCUCACCAGGUUAAGGAGCGUAGGAUGGAGGCCUGCGCCUACGCCGCCCUCGGGGCCACUUACAGACUUGUGCAGAAGUACGACAAAGCUCUGGGCUACCACACCCAGGAGCUAGAGGUGUACCAAGAGCUCGGCGACGUGUCGGGAGAGUGCAAAGCCCACGGUCAUCUGGCAGCUGUUUACAUGGCCCUCGGGAAGUACGCCAUGGCGUUCAAGAGCUACGAGGAGCAGUUGGAACUCGGCCGGAGGCUGAAGGACCCUGUGGUGGAGGCUCAGGUCUAUGGGAACAUGGGCAUCACAAAAAUGAAUGUAGGAGUGAUGGAGGAAGCCAUUGGCUACCUGGAGCAGCAGCUGGCCACUUUACAGCAGCUGAGCGGCAAUGAGGCUGUGAUGGACCGGGGCAGAGCCUACGGAAACCUGGGAGACUGUUACGAGGCUUUGGGAGACUUCGAGGAGGCGAUCAAGUACUACGACCAGUAUCUGUCGGUGGCACAGAGCCUCAACCGCAUGCAGGAUCAGGAGAAAGCCUAUAGAGGCUUAGGCAACGGGCACAGGGCCAUGGGAAACCUACAGCAAUCACUGGUGUGCUUUGAGAAGCGGCUGGUGGUGGCUCAUGAGCUGGGGGAGUGCGGAGGCAAGGCUCAGGCCUACGGUGAACUGGGCGCGCUCCACAGCCAGCUAGGCAAUUAUGAGCAAGCCAUCUCCUGCCUGGAGCGUCAGCUGGCCAUUGCCCGAGACACCCAGGACAGGUUAUUGGAGGGAGAUGCCAGCUGCGGUUUGGGCGCUGUAUAUCAAGCGAUGGGAGAGUACGAGACGGCCCUGCGAUGCCACCAAAGCGACCUGGAGAUUGCGGAGGAGGCGGGGAGCACCACGCGCCAGGCUCGCGCCUAUGGGAACCUGGGCCUCACCUACGAAUCUCUAGGAAACUACGAGCGGGCGGUGGUGUUUCAGGAGCAGCACCUAAGUGUGGCGGCUCAGACUAACGACUUGGCUGCCAAGACAUUGGCCUAUGGCAGCUUGGGGAGAACACACCACGCACUGCAAAACUACUCACAAGCUGUCAUGUACCUGCAGGAAGGCCUGCGGCUUGCGGAGCAGCUGGCUCGGCGUGAGGACGAGGCGAAGAUCCGCCAUCGUCUCGGGCUCUCUCUGUGGGCCAGUGGGAAUCUGGAGGAGGCUCAACAUCAGCUCUACCGGGCAUCUGCACUGUUUGAGACCAUUCGCCACGAAGCCCAGCACAGCACAGACUACAAGCUCUCUCUUUUUGACCUGCAAACAUCCUGCUACCAGGCUCUCCAACGGGUCCUCGUCAGCCUAGGUCACCACGACGAGGCGCUGGCGGUGGCGGAGCGCGGUCGCACCCGGGCCUUUGCGGACCUGCUGGUGGAGAGGCAGACGGGCCAGCAGGACUCGGACCCUUACACCCCGGUGACGGUGGAGCACAUCCUGGACACGGUCAACAGCCAGAGGGCCCUGGUGCUUUACUUCUCCAUGGCUGCAGGCUACCUGUACAGCUGGCUGCUGGCUCCAGGAGCAGGCAUCCUGAAGUUUCAUGAAGUGUACCUGGGCGAGGGAGUGUCAGAAGGAGGGUCGGACUUCCAGGAGGGAAGCGUAAGUGGAGUGGUCAGCGGCUCCUCGCUGGAGCAGCACAUUGCCAGCGCCCGGGAGGCUCUCGGAGUGGAGUCUUACUACAGCAGAGGAUGUUCCAGCAGCGAGACGGAGAGCGAGGCGGGAGAUUUGUUGGACCAGCAAUUUGAAGAGCUCAACAACAAGCUGAACUCGGUCACCGAUCCAACAGGCUUUUUGCGCAUGGUGUCCAGAAACAACCUCUUCAACAGGAGUUGUCAGAGUAUGACCAGCUUGUUCAGUAACACCAUGUCUCCUGCCAAAGAUGGCAACUCUUCCCUGCCUCGCCGCUCCAGCAACCUCGGGAAACCUCCACUCCGGGCACUUUAUGAUUUGCUCAUUGCACCUAUGGAGGGGGGCCUGAUGCACUCCAGUGGGCCUGUUGGCAGACAUAGACAACUGGUUAUGGUGCUGGAGGGAGAACUUUACCUCAUUCCCUUUGCACUGCUGAAAGGAAGUUCCUCUAAUGAAUACCUCUAUGAGCGCUUCAGCCUCAUCGCAGUGCCCUCCAUUCAUGGCCUGGGAUCCAGCACAAAGGCUCAUUCUCGGCGUCCGGGACCUGCUCCCUGUGGCGGCGUCUCUAUGGCAGCAGUGGUGGGGAAUCCCAGACUGCCCUCCCCUGUGAUGGACCGCUGGCUGUGGGGGCCGAUGCCCUCCGCCGAGGAGGAAGCCAUGAUGGUGGCUGAGCUGCUGGGAUGCCAACCCCUGGCUGGUUCUUCUGCCACCAAGGAGAGAGUGAUGAGCGCCCUCACGCAGGCAGAGUGUGCCCACUUCGCCACCCACAUUUCCUGGAAGCUGGCGGCUCUAGUGCUCACCCCGAAUCCCGAGGGGGUGCCUGGGGGGGCCAGUGCCAGCGUGGGAGUGGGGACGGUGGGCAGGGGCGCAGGCGGGAGGAGGGGCAGCAGCGGGCAGGGCAGGAAGGGCUCCAUCGGCAGCGGCUACACCAUCCCAGAAUCCCUCCACAUGCAGGACGACAGCAGCGACGUGGAGAGCAUCUGCGACAGCCCGCCCCUUCAGGAGUUCCUGCUCACAGCCGCAGACAUAUUGGACCUGAGGCUGCCGGUCAAGCUGGUGGUGCUCGGGUCAUACCAGGAGUCCAGCAGCAAGGUCACGGCAGACGGCGUUGUGGGGCUGACCAGAGCCUUCCUGGCCGCCGGGGCUCAGUGUGUUCUUGUGUCCUUGUGGCCCGUCCCUGUUGCCGCCUCCAAAGUUUUCGUCCAUGCCUUCUACACUGCCCUGCUCAACGGGACCAAGGCGAGCGCAGCGCUGGCCGACGCCAUGAAGACUGUACAGAGCAGCAAGCAGUAUUCACACCCCUCCAACUGGGCAGGAUACAUGUUGAUUGGCAACGACGUGAAGCUUAACAGCCCCUCUUCUCUGAUUGGCCAAGCUUUGGCUGAGAUUCUACAGUAUCCAGAUCGAGCUCGUGAUGCUCUGAGAGUUUUACUCCACCUGGUGGAGAAGUCUCUUCAGAGGAUACAGAACGGCCAGAGAAACUCCAUGUACACAUCGCAGCAGAGCGUGGAGAACAAAGUGGGAGGCGUCCCCGGCUGGCAGGCUCUGCUAACAGCUGUGGGCUUCCGACUUGACUCUGCAGGCACGGGCAUUCCUGCUGCUGUCUUCUUUCCCACUGCUGACCCAGGAGACAGGUUGCAACAAUGCAGCACGACUUUACAGUCUCUACUCGGUCUCCCACCGCCAGCUCUUCAGGCUUUGUGCAAACUCAUCACAGCUUCAGAAGCAGGAGAGCAGCUCAUCAACCGGGCUGUUAAAAAUAUGGUGGCAAUGCUCCACCAGGUGCUAGUCCAACUCCAAACAGGAGAGAAAGAACAGGAUUUCUCCCUCCUGCCCAUUCAGGUGUCCAUCAGUGUGCAGCUAUGGAGGCUUCCGGGAUGCCAUGAAUUUCUCGCUGCUCUCGGAUUUGAUUUGUGUGAGGUGGGCCAAGAAGAAGUGGUGCUGAAAACAGGCAAGCUAGCGAACCGCCGCACCUUGCACUUUGCUCUCCAGUCUUUGCUGGCGCUGUUUGACUCCACAGAACUGCCCAAGCGCCUGAGCCUGGACAGCUCCUCUUCCCUGGAGUCUCUGGCUUCAGCCCAGUCUGUGUCCAAUCCCCUGCCCAUGGGAUAUUCAAGCCUUCCAUUCUCUCCUCCUUGCCUGGACAAUCAAGCAUCGGAUGCCAUCUCUGUCUAUAGCCUCAGCUCUGUAGCUUCUUCCAUGAGCUUUGCUUCCAAGUCCGAGUGUGAUUUUCUCGGUCACCGGCAGCGCGGUGGCGUCACGGCACACUAUUCCCUUCACAAACACCCGCAUGUUCCCCGUAGUCGCUCCUCUCCUCACGGAGCAGCUGCUGCAGUGGCAGGAGCGCGAGGCGAUGAGGAGGAAUAUGAGGGCUUUUCUAUUAUCAGCAGCGAGCCUCUGGGAAGUCACUGUGAUUCUCUGCCUUUGCCACCAGGUCACGGCCAGCGGCACCACCGUGGUGGCAGGGGGGUUGCUGGUGGGUCUACUGCGGGAGCAGGGAGAGGCUACACUGUGUCAGUGUCGUCAAGGGGCAGCGUCAGCACCCCGACCUCACCUGUCAAAACAUCCUUAGUGCCCAGCCCGAACUCGCCGUUCCAGAAGGUGGGUAAGGUGAGCAGCUCAGACACAGGUGAAUCUGACCAGUCCAGCACCGAGACUGACAGCACUGUCAAGUCUCAGGAAGAAAAAACUGCCCCACUAGAUCCUCAGGAAUUAGCCCAGAAGAUUUUGGAGGAGACUCACAGCCAUUUGCGUGCGGUGGGUAGUCUUCAGCGGGCUGGGGCAGAGGGAGCGGCGGCCGGGGGAGCGUCGGCUCGGAGCAGUGUGUUCCGCUCCUCUGAAACCAGUGCGUUCAGCCGUCCAAACAGCAGCGCCAGCGGCCGCGCUCAGUCUUCUCCAAAACCCAAACCUCCCUCCCGUUCCUCCUCACUGCAGAAGAUCAGCUCCGGCUAUAAUAGUCCUGCAGUCUCCGAGUCUUCCCAAAAGGAGGGCAGCCAUCCCUCGCCCACCCUUGACAGCCAUGCACAGUUCAAAUUAAAGUACCCGAGCUCCCCAUACAGUGGCCACAUCUCUCGUUCCCCGAGUAACAUAUCUCCAUGUUCCGGUCACCAGUCCCCAGCCGGCAGCGCUCCGUCCCCUGCUCUGUCCUACUCCUCCACAGGCUCUGCCUGCUCCACAUCGGCCGAUGCUCCGGACUUGGACCGGCUGAGAAGAGGGGUCAUCGACGAAAAAGUCCAAGCUAUCCACAAUCUGAAGACCUUUUGGGCUAAUGCCGCAGCCCAGCAACAACAACACCUGGGUCCCGUCAAAGGUGUCCACGGCGCUCCCGGACCUCUUGCCUCAGCCAGUCGAGAUGUACUGAGCCUCCUGAACCUCUCCCCACGCCACUGCUCCCCCAGUGACGCCCAAGACAGCCUGGAGCUGCGGGAGCUGGGGCUGCAGUCACUGGAUAAGGGUAGCAAGAACUCUUCCAACGGACAUCACUGUUCCAACCCCAGAAAAGUAGCCCCAUCACCCACUAUCUCCACAAGCAGUAGCCCCGGUGCUCGUUCUAUCCGACUACCUGCCGGCAAUGGAUACAAGUUCCUGUCGCCUGGAAGAUUUUUCCCUUCUUCUAAAUGCUGAGACAUUUCAAAUGGUCCUAUGCUUUUAUCUAUCAGUUACUAUCCUGCGUGCUGGAGGAGUACAGCACUUUUCGAGGACCGCUGAUGGUCCGCCGAGCUUGACCCACAGUGAGAAGGAUUUCUUUGGUUUGUAAGCGUGAUCCUGCAGAGACACGUGGAUACUUCAGAGAGUGUCUCGUCUUUGUGCCCCUAACACUGUAAAUGGCAAUGAGAAAUACUCAACGACCUGAUACUGUGUUUGUGUGUAACUGUGUGUCAGGUAAAUGUAAAUGCCAUUUGAUUUUUUUUUUUUUUCCCAAAAACCUUUGCUGUUUGUGUGGGCCAAGAUGCAACAGCUAUGACUGAUUUCCUCCAUUCUAUUUUUGUUUUUAAAUUUAAUGGUUAUUGUUAUUAUUGUUUGUUAUUGUUAUUAAUAUUAUAUUAAUUAUUAUGUUUUUGUAAAUUAAUUCCAGUGUUUCACAAUCAGUAUUAAGCGUUUUAUAUAAUUAAAAAGUGAACAAACCUGUACCAUGUAAAGAUGGAUAGAGUGGGGGAAAAAAAGAUUUAAUAUUUUUUAUUGAAAUCAAAAGGCACUUUGCCUGAUUUCUUUGUGAAUUGAGUGUCUGCUCUCAAGCAUGGAUUCUCUUGCUAUUCAAUGUUAAGUACCAUGUAUGACUUUUUAGCCCAUGAUUUUUUGAGAUUACACAUGAAAGUUUCAUGACAACCAUCUGUCAUUUAUCAGUAAACUGUUUCAAUAAAAAAAACAUCAUGUUUGC
This is a messenger RNA of Salarias fasciatus (jewelled blenny), 8715 nucleotides long. RefSeq names its product tetratricopeptide repeat protein 28. The record is from RefSeq and is a predicted model, not a curated record. NCBI's taxonomy places the organism in Eukaryota, Metazoa, Chordata, Actinopteri, Blenniiformes, Blenniidae. The coding region runs from base 822 to 7961 and encodes 2379 amino acids. The transcript has 24 exons. Gene Ontology annotation, molecular function: protein binding.